This is a messenger RNA of Durio zibethinus, 8872 nucleotides long. Its product is annotated as ARM repeat superfamily protein. Gene Ontology annotation, cellular component: small-subunit processome; nucleolus; 90S preribosome. Lineage: Eukaryota; Viridiplantae; Streptophyta; Magnoliopsida; Malvales; Malvaceae. The record is from RefSeq and is a predicted model, not a curated record.
CAUCGCCAAUCUCUAGUCGGCAACUUGGAGCAGGCGAAGGCCCUAACUUUAAGACAUUGGCGCUGGUUCCUAGCAGGUUUUUUUCAGUCCCGAAGAAGCGGCGGUCCUCGAGCUCGAACGAAGAGAGAAAAAAAAGAAAGAACAAAGCAGAGAACAAUUUCGCUAAAACCCUUGUAAAACCCUGGAAAAUUUGUCUGAAAAAGCCUCAUCUAUCUGAACUAGACAAAGAAUCGAAUACCCUUUUUCUCUUUCCCUACAAUGGCAACACCGUCGCAUGCUCAAGCUGUCAAGUCUCUCAAUAAAUCUCCUGGCCGUAGGCGCUUUGUUUUCAAGACUUUCUCUCAGAGAAUAGAGGAUAUUGAUAUUAAUGUAUUUCGAAGCCUUGAUAAAAUAAAGUUGGAGCCAUCAGAAGGUUCAUCUUUCCUUCGGGAUUGUCUUAUCGAGUGGAGGGAAUUGAAUACUGCAGAGGAUUUUAUUUCAUUUUAUGGGGAGACGAUGCCUUUUGUACAGACCUUACCCUUGGUUCUCUUGCACAAGGAAUUGAUAUUUACUAAACUUAUAUCCAGAUUACAAAUGAAAGCAAGAUUAUCUCUUGAGCCUAUACUCAGAUUGUUGGCAGCCUUCUCUAGAGAUCUUCUGGAAGAUUUUCUUCCUUUCCUGCCUAGGAUUGCUGAUUCCUUAGUCUCUCUCCUCAAAAGUGGUGCAGAUAGGGAGCCAGAUAUCAUUGAGCAGAUUUUUACUUCAUGGUCAUACAUCAUGAUGUAUUUGCAGAAGUAUCUCAUACGGGACAUUGUACAUGUUCUCAAGGUUACAGUAAGAUUGAGAUAUUACCCAAAGGAUUAUGUCCAAGAGUUUAUGGCAGAGGCUACAUCAUUCUUGCUGCGGAAUGCGCCUGUUGGGCAACUUAUAAAAGGUAUUAGGAAGACCAUGUUUGAAGUUGUGAAGAAACCAUUACCUAUACGGAAGUCUGGAGUUAGUGCUCUGUUAUGCUAUAUUAUGCUAGGAACCUCAUCAAGGUUCCAUUCAGGAGCAGAGAGAGUUUUGCGAUUGUUGGUGGACAAUUCAAUAUUUGCUAUUGCUGAUAAGUUUCCUGAAGGUUCUGAUGCUAUUCUUGAAGUUGUGAUUGCUGCCUUUCAAAAAUUAUCUGAGGAGCUAGAACCCAAAGAGUUAACUCUGAUGUGGGAGUGUUUGUAUCAGGAAAUAAGCGACUCUCAAGCUAACGGAUCUUUCUUGCAUCUAAGUCGCCUUUUAUCGCUGCUAAUAUCUUCUGUUCAGGUUAAUAGUGGGCGUUGUAUUUCUGAUUAUCAACAAAUGCUUGAAGUUGUAGAGUCCUUGGUGCUGAAAGUUGUAAUGCCUUCUAGCAAAGGAAAUGGUAGUUUGUCUGAAGUUGUUGAUAAGGUUCUGCAACUAAUGCUACACAUUCUUGAUGGACUCCACGGUUCUAAUAAUUUGUCUGCCAUCUCUGGCUGUUUGUUACUGUGGGCUCCUGUAUUUGAAUUAAGAAACUCAAGUUUGUUGAUAUUUCUUAAAGAACUACUGCUGAAGGACCCUUAUGUAAUAUAUAUUUUCAGAGAAUAUAUUUUAAGUGCUAUGAAUGAUUUGGUAGAAUCUUCACAAGAAGAAGUUUUGUGCCUGUUACUGUCCUUCUUCAAUAGACUGCAAAUGCAUCCUCAAAGCAUUAAAUUCUUAGAUGAAUUGUCUGAAGGGAGACUUUCAAAGAUAUGUGAUUAUAUGCACAGGGUUAUUAGUAACUGGAUCAAGCUUAUAAAUGAUAUUGCACGUGGGAAUCCAUUACCUGCUCCAAUUGAUGAGGUCAUGUUGGCUAUCUUGUGGGGAAUUAUAAGCUGCUAUCCACAUAUGUUCAAUGCCCAAGCAAAUGAAUCUUUGCUGGUAGAGUUGAUAGAUGCACUUCAUCGGCUUCUGAUGAUUGAAGCUGAAAGUAUUGCAGGUGUUUCCAAAGACAUUUGGGAGAGCCUUGUUGGUGCUGCUUUAGGUUCCCAUAACAAAUGGCAUUAUGCAAAAAAGACUGGGUUUGAAGAAAUGAACAAAGUAUUACACCUUGCCAAGGCCUGCAAAUCAUCCUCUCAAGUACUAUUUGCUGUCGCUGAUUACUUGGAUAAUGUGAAUGGGCCCAUCUUGCAAGCAGAUAGUGGCAAGGAAAUCUAUCAUCCUGUGCUUAAAGGGCAGAAUAUGGUGGAUGCAGUUGGCAAAUUUGCUGGAAAUUUGUGCCACCCAGAUAAGGGGAUUCGUCUUCCAACUCUAAGAAUUUUGUGCCAUCACGAGCUUCACAGUUGUGAAAUUUCUUCUAAGGAUCAGCCUGCUGAGAAGAAAAUUAAAACAGAAGUUUCUCAGGCUCGUAUUGUUGAUACUGAUGAAAGUAAUGUUAUUCAGCUCUUGCUGUCUAUUGAGGCUACUCCUCUUUCAAUUUCUACCAGCAGGAAAGUUACCUUAUUAAUAUCUAGAAUACAGAUGGGGCUCUCUGCUGGAAGGGUACCUGAAAUAUAUGUACCUCUCAUUUUGAAUGGGAUGAUUGGCAUCUUACAUAAUCGUUUUAGCUAUCUAUGCGAUGCAGCUUCUGAGUGCCUUGGAGUUCUGAUUAGCAAGUACACUGGACUUGUCUGGGAUAGCUUUAUUUCUUAUUUUGAGCAAUGUCAGUCCCUGGUACAGGCAUCUGAUGUUCAACUUGACGGAGUAAAUGCAAAUUUAUCUAACACAUCUAGUGAUCUUGUAAGGCAAUUCAAUUUGUUUGUUAAGCCUGCAUCUUAUAAUACACCAGGCACAGCAGUUUUGUCUUUGUUGCUUCAAUCUUUACAAAAGAUUCCAUCUGUUGCUGAAUCUCGGUCCCGUCAAAUUAUACCUCUAUUUUUAAGGUUUUUGGGCUAUGAUAACGAUAAUCUUGUGAGCACGGGUUCAUUCAAUUCAGACAGUUAUGAAGGGAAAGAGAGGAAGGGUAUCCUUAAAGAAUGGCUAAGCUUGUUUAAACUGAUGAGGAACCCUAGAUCAUUCUAUCGGAGUCAAUUUCUAAAAGAUGUUCUGCAAUAUAGGCUUUUAGAUGAGAAUGAUGCUGACAUACAGGCAAGGGUUCUUGAUUGCCUUUUAUUGUGGAAAGAUGACUUCCUACUCCCAUAUGACCUGCAUCUCAAAAAUCUAAUUAAUUCAAAACAUCUGAGAGAAGAACUAACAACAUGGAGUUUAUCUAAAGAAGCUGGUCUAAUUGAUGAAGGUCAUAGGGUUUAUCUGGUGCCUUUAGUUGUUCGUCUCUUGAUCCCAAAAAUAAAAAAUUUGAAAAUGCUUGCUUCUCGAAAGCAUUCAAGUGUAUAUCUUCGGAAGGCAGUUCUUGGUUUCACAGCUCAACUAGAUGCUCACGAGCUCCCUCUUUUCUUUGCAUUGUUAUUAAAGCCCUUGCAAAUCAUAUCAAAUGAAGAUGAUUGUGCUUCUAAUUUGUAUCGGAACUCAUCUAAUAUUUCUACGGAUGAACUUCACUCCCUAAAUUAUCUGAAUUAUUUCACUGUGGAAAAUAUAACAGCCGUGUCCUGGAAGAAGAAAUAUGGUUUUCUGCAUGUAAUUGAAGAUGUUAUCGGUGUUUUUGAUGAAUUUCAUGUCAGACCUUUUCUGGAUCUAUUAAUGGGAUGUGUUGUUCGGGUAUUAGCAAGCUGCAGCUUGAGUAUUGACAAUUCCAGGGUUGCCGAAUCCUCUCUAGUAAAAGAUCAUCCUGGUGUUGAGCUGAUCUCUGAUGACAAAGACAUAGACCAUGCAGUGGCAAAUCAUGUGAUGACUGGCAUGGGCAUCAAGCAACUCAAAGAUUUGAGGUCUCUAUGUCUGAAAAUUGUUUCUCUUGUUCUCAAUAAAUAUGAGGACCAUGAUUUUGGUUGUGAAUUCUGGAACCUAUUUUUUACAUCUGUAAAACCCUUAAUUGAUGGUUUUAAGCAGGAGGGUUCUAGUAGCGAAAAACCAAGUUCCCUGUUCUCUUGCUUUUUGGCUAUGAGUCGAAGCCUCCGACAUGUGUCCCUAUUGUGUAGGGAAAAGAAUCUUGUUCCUGAUAUAUUUUCAAUUCUAACUGUCCCAACUGCUUCAGAAGCUAUUAUAUCUUGUGUUCUGAAUUUUAUUUCAAACCUGCUUGAUCUUGAGUGUGAGUUGGAUGAUGAAAUCAGUCCUAUCAAAAGUGUGAUAUAUUCAAACCUAGAAGCACUUGUCUGCAGCUUGCAUCAUCUUUUUCAGAGUGAUAUUGCAUCCAAGAGGAAAUUGGUCAGAUGUCCAGGAGAAACAGAAAUUAGAAUUUUCAAAUUGCUAUCAAAAUACAUAAGGGAUCCAUUGCUGGCAAAGAAAUUUGUUGAUAUCUUACUCCCUAUCUUAUCAAAAAGAGUCCAAAGUUCUGAUAUCUGUGUUGAAGCCAUACAAAUUAUUCGAGAUAUCAUACCUGUAGUAGGGAGAGAGAGGACCACUGAAAUACUUAAAGCAGUUGCUCCACUUCUUAUUUCAGUUAAACUGGAUAUUCGAGUGUUUAUUUGUGAUCUUCUUGAUGCACUUGCUAGAACUGAUUCUUCUGUACUUGUGGUGGCUAGGCAUGUAAGACAAUUAAAUGCAACAUCAGCUUUUGAGCUGGAUGAGCUUGAUUACGACACUAUAGGCAAGGCAUAUGAAGAGAUUGGAAUUGGAUUCUUCCAUGCUAUGCCAGUGGAGCAUGCAUUACUUAUUUUGUCACAAUGUGUAUAUGAUAUGUCAUCAGAAGAAUUAAUAUUAAGGCAUCAUGCUUAUAGGUUGUUGCUUACAUUUCUUGAUUUUACUGCCAAAAUUCUUGCCCAAGAGGUUACAGAUCAUCAUGAAACUGCUGAAGAGAUGAUGAAAGAUGAUGAAGGCUGUUGGACAAGAGCAUGUGUUCAGCAUAUUAUAAACAAGUUUCUUUUAAAACAUUUGGGGGUUGCAAUUAGCAGGAGAAUUUCUGUGAGAAAGGAAUGGAUUGAUUUACUUCGAGAAAUGGUGAUAAAGCUUCCGCAGUUGGCGAAUCUUAAUUUGUUCAAAGCUCUAUGCUCUGAAGAUGCUGAUCAAGAUUUUUUCAAUAAUAUCAUUCAUUUACAGAAACAUAAGAGAGCAAAGGCUUUGUCUCGUUUUUCAGAUGUUAUCAGCAAAAGCCAUAUGUCUAAGGAUAUCAUAAAUAAAGUGUUUAUUCCACUCUUUUUCAACAUGUUGUUUGAUUUACAACAUGGAAAGGAUGAACAUGUUAGAAUUGCAUGCAUUCAAGCACUUGCUUCAGUUUCUGCUAAGAUGGAAUGGAAAUCAUACUAUGCGUUACUGCUCCGUUGCUUUAGGGAGAUGAGGACAAAUCCAGACAAGCAGAAGGUUCUCUUACGGUUAAUUUGCUCCAUCUUGGACCAAUUUAAUUAUUCACAAAUUUGUUCCAGUCAAGGAGCAAAAGAUUCCUUGGACAACAUUUCAGGUUCUGAAGCUGGUAGUACCAUUUCUUCAGCAUUGCAGAAAGGUGGUAGUUCUAUUAUGAAUGCUGAGAUACAGACCUCUCUUCAAAAAACUGUUCUGCCAAAGAUACAAAAGUUAUUGAGUUGUGAUUCUGAUAAUGUCAAUGUUAAUAUCAGUCUUGCAGCACUGAAACUUCUAAAGCUGCUUCCAGGAGAUAUAAUGGAGUCUCAGCUUUCUAGCAUCAUUCAUCGCAUUUCAAACUUUCUAAAGAGUCGUUUAGAAAGUACUCGUGAUGAAGCUAGGUCUGCAUUGGCUGAAUGUCUGAAGGUACUUGGACUUGAAUAUCUGAAGUUUAUAGUUCGAGUUUUGCGAGCAACCUUGAAACGAGGAUUUGAGCUGCAUGUUCUAGGAUAUACACUUAAUUUUCUUUUGUCAAAGACUCUUUUAAGUUCUACCUAUGGGAGUUUGGAUUAUUGUCUGGAAGAUCUCCUCUGUGUGGUGGAAAAUGAUAUUCUUGGAGAUGUUGCUGAGGAGAAAGAGGUGGACAAGAUUGCUACUAAAAUGAAAGAAACUAGAAAGUGCAAGUCUUUUGAAACCCUGAAACUGAUUGCCGAAAACAUAACUUUCAAAAUCCAUGCAUUAAAGCUUAUUUCUCCUGUUACAACUCACUUGCAAAAGCAUCUGACACCAAAAGUGAAGGCAAAAUUGGAGAAUAUGUUAAAGCACAUAGCAGAUGGACUUGAGUGCAAUUCAUCGGUAACUCAGACUGAGCUCUUAAUCUUUGUAUAUGGUCUCAUUGCUGAUGCAACUAAUGAAGAAAAUGGGUUGGGUGUGAGUUCGACUGGUAUAGAAGCAAAUAAGCAUGGAAAUGUUGUCAAUGAGAAAACUGUUUCUCCGGGCCAGGGUUUUAGAAUUAAAUCUGCAGGUUCACAUCUUAUUACUGUAUUUGCUCUAGGGGUUUUACAAAAUAGAAUUAAAAGCAUGAAAUUGGACAAAAGUGAUGAGCAGCUGUUAUCAAUGUUGGAUCCAUUUGUCAAAUUGCUUGGCAACUGCUUGAGUUCCAAAUAUGAAGAUAUUUUAUCCUCUUCCCUUAGAUGUCUUACUCCAUUGGUAAGGCUGCCUCUGCCAUCCCUUGAAUCCCAGGCUGAUAAAUUGAAGGUAACACUGUUGGAUAUCACACAAGGUUCAGUAAAUCCUGGCAAUCCUCUUAUGCAGUCAUGCCUAAAGCUGUUGACUGUGCUUUUACGAAGCACAAAAAUCACAUUAUCCUCAGAUCAGUUACAUCUGUUAAUACAGUUUCCAAUGUUUGUGGAUCUUGAAAGGAAUCCCUCUUUUGUUGCCCUAUCACUUCUAAAGGCAAUUGUUAACCGCAAGCUAGUUGUUCAUGAGAUCUAUGAUAUUGUAGUUCGAGUUGCAGAAUUGAUGGUAACUAGUCAGGUGGAACCAAUUCGCAGGAAAUGCAGUGAGAUUUUGUUGCAAUUCUUACUUGAUUAUCAUCUUUCAGAAAAACGCUUGCAGCAACAUUUAGAUUUUCUACUUGCAAAUCUAAGGUACGAGCAUCCAACUGGGAGAGAAGCUGUGCUUGAAAUGCUCCAUGCAAUUAUGAUCAAAUUUCCAAAAGGCAUAGUUGAUGAGCAGUCACAAACCAUAUUUGUCCACCUGGUGGUGUGCUUGGCUAAUGAUCAGGAUAAUAAAGUCCGCUCUAUGACUGGUGCAGUUAUAAAGCUCCUUAUUGGUCGUAUAAGCCAACAUUCGCUGAAUUCCAUUCUUGAGUACAGUCUGUCCUGGUAUUUGGGUGAGAAGCAGCAACUAUGGAGUGCAGGCGCACAGGUAUUGGGAUUAGUGAUUGAGGUCAUGAAGAAAAGUUUUGAAAGGCAUAUAAGUAGCAUAUUGCCAGUGACUAAAAGCAUUUUGCGCUCUGCUAUUGAUGCUUUUACCAACUCGCAGAUGGAUCUUCCUAACGAAGCUACUAUUCCUUACUGGAAAGAGGCAUACUAUUCACUAGUUAUGUUGGAGAAGAUGCUACAUCAGUUUCGAGAUUUAAGCUUAGAAAGGGAUCUUGAGGAUAUAUGGGAAAUGAUCUGUGAGUUGCUGUUGCAUCCACAUGCAUGGUUGCGCAAUGUAUCAAAUCGCCUUAUUGCAUUGUACUUUACUUGCGUGAACGAGUCUAGAAGAGUAAGUGUUGAGAAGUCGAAUGGGGCCUUAUUCCUUAUGAUGCCAAGUAGACUUUUUAUGAUAGCUGUUUCUCUUUGCUGCCAACUGAAAGCACCUAUUAAUGAUGAUGAGGCUGCUGCAAAGGAUGUAAAACUCGGUGCUAAGAAGGAAAAGGAAAAGAACCAUUAUCACCGGAGCAGCCUGAUUACAAAAAAUCUUGUGUUUGCAAUUUGUGGUCUGAACGCCUUGAUGAAAGAGUGGGCUGGUGUGAACCAUACUGAGUUCUGGUCUAACCUUGAACAGCAUGAGCAGGAGCGGUUUCUUAAAGCUUUUCGAUUGCUCAAUUCAAGAAAAGUGACAGGAAUGCUUUUGCCCAUUACUGGUGCUACACAACAUCAAAGUGAUACAGACCAUUCUGAGGGCCUUCAAUAUCUGCUUGUCUCUAAUCUGCUUAAAGAGCUGGGGAAGCUUGCUCUUCAAAUGGAGGCUACUCAGAUGAGGAUUGUCUUCAAUAGUUUCCGGAAAAUUUUACCAGAAAUCAGUCCGGACGAUUCCCGACAUUAUGCAUCUCAAAUGAUGUUUCCUUUGUAUAAAGUUAGUGAAGGGUUUGCUGGAAAAAUUAUCACUGAUGAUCUAAAGCAAUUAGCACAAGAAGUUUUGGGGAGUAUACGGAACGCUUUAGGCAGCCAAGAUUUUGGACAUGUUUACACUGAGAUAAAGAAGAAACUAAAAUCGAAAAGGGAAAAGAGGAAGCGAGAGGAGAAGCGCAUGGCUGUUAUUAACCCCGUUCGCAAUGCCAAGAGGAAGUUGAGGAUAGCAGCUAAGCAUCGUGCCAACAAGAAAAGGAAGAUAAUGGCAAUGAAAAUGGAAAGAUGGAUGCGUUGAGAAUUGAUGUUGUAAAUGAUCCCUCUGAAUAUACAACUCUGCUGAUGGCUUGCCUUUUUCAUCACUAAAUCAUUAGGAACUUGUAAGUUGCUAGGAACCAAGAAUAUUAUCUAUUUUGAAGUCCUCUUCUCAUUGCUUUUGCCCCACGAAAUUUUGAAAAAUUCACCAUCUGUUUCCCUCUUUUUUGAUUAUCGAGGAAUCUCUUUUACUUGUAAAUUAUUGAGGAAUCUCCUUUACUUGUAAUACAUGAAUAUUUGUAAUUCUCCGUAUGUUCCAAAUAGACAGGUCAGUUAAUCUGAACCUUGCCUUAGAUUUAUUCAUUUAUAUGCCGUCGGUUUGUUUUAAUUCAUCGUGUUUUUUUAUGAAGUGUAAUAUUGAAUUAAGAUGCAUUAAUAAAUAGAUUCAUCAAAAAUGAAAAUUG